AUGGGGUGGCUGGGGGCAGUGUGGGGGGGGGACUGCAUGGACUUCAAGCCGGAGAGGUGGAUAACGGAGGAGGGGAAGGUGAGAUACGUGCCGGCGUACAAGUUCAUGGCCUUCAACUGCGGGCCCAGAAUUUGCUUGGGGAAGGACCUGGGCUUGAUGCAGAUCAAAACGGUGGUCGCCGCCGUGCUGUGGAACUUUGAGGUGGAAGUGCUGGACGCCGCCCGAGUGGAGCCGAAGAACUCGGUCAUGCUUCGGAUGAAGAACGGAAUGAUGGUCACCAUCAAGAAAAGAACUCGUUCAAUAGAAUAG
Messenger RNA from Zingiber officinale, 309 nucleotides. RefSeq names its product alkane hydroxylase MAH1-like. Bases 1 to 309 code for a protein of 102 amino acids. NCBI's taxonomy places the organism in Eukaryota, Viridiplantae, Streptophyta, Magnoliopsida, Zingiberales, Zingiberaceae. The record is from RefSeq and is a predicted model, not a curated record. The transcript has a single exon. Gene Ontology annotation, molecular function: monooxygenase activity; oxidoreductase activity, acting on paired donors, with incorporation or reduction of molecular oxygen; iron ion binding.